AUGGCUUCCAUGCUGCAUGCUUGUCCAUACUGUGGGUAUGAGACUGAAAUCGUGAAUGUGCUGCCUGCGUUUUCAGAGAAUCCGCACUGCCAACGGUGUGGGCUAUCUGUCACUGAAGGCGAUAGCAAGGUAGACAAUGACCUUUCUUCUCUUUUCGCUCGUCAAAUGACGAUGAACCAUAGGCCUCAAGGCCUCACACCUAUAUGCCCAGCAACGCCCCCAACCCCUCGCUUUUCCAAACCGUCUACAGUCCCAGAUGGCCCUCCGAUCGCGUAUAGCAUAACUCAGCAUUAUCAUCACUCCUCUCACCAGGCACGUAUGGGACUCCAAAAAUCGGAUUCAGACAUCGCAGGACCUUUAGAACAGCAGAAGCCUCCCGCUGGACGAUACAUGUCUUCCAGGGAAAUGCUCUUGCGACAUAACAUCAACCCUGAUACCCUCUUUCCUUCUCAGCUUGCGUUAUUCGAACAAGCGGACCGGGAACAAAAGGCCCGGCUUGUUGAAUUGUGGCAAAUAUCGCCCCCCACUUUUGGAAAUCCAUCGUCUCUCCAGCCUUUCGCCAAUAGUCUUCCUGCUGCGGAAUGCUCCCAACUCGACUCUUUUGGUAAGGCGCUUGAUCCGCAUAACGAUGUUAUGAUGGAUGAAGAUAGUACCAAUUCCUGCGAUACCCAUGCUGCUGAACCAUACGUGGUUUCAGGUUAUGAAAUGCUGGCACAGAGAGAAUAUAAUCUGCCCACGCAGCCUUCACUCCCCUUUCCCCGGGGAAACUGUCCCGCUGAAAUUCCAUCCAGCGCCACUUAUAACCCUUCUACAGACCCUGUCUAUAAAAGGGAGGAUCGACAAGAAACCCAACCCAUUGAGCACCAAUACGGCGCGUUUGAAAUGAAAAAUUACUACAUUGGGUGUGGGGUUGCGAGGGCUCAUUGGCUUGAGGAUCAACACUUCUUUUGA
Molecule: messenger RNA, 951 nt
Organism: Coccidioides immitis RS
Lineage: Eukaryota; Fungi; Ascomycota; Eurotiomycetes; Onygenales; Onygenaceae
Exons: 2
Coding region: 1-951 (316 amino acids)
Source: RefSeq, a predicted model, not a curated record